AUGCAGAUAUCGAAAGAAUCCCUCAUCAUUGCACACAUCCUUGUCAAGAAGCACUCCCCCGUCCCAGUCACCAUACACUUCCCUCAGGUUCUUGUCGCCGGACUCGUUCCGGCCAUCGCCUUGGCCCGGGCUCUGUCUCGACGCGCCGUAGAUUGCAGCCGUACCACCAGUCCGUCCAGUGGUGAUAAGUGCGACAGCUUUGCAUGCAGUCGGGGUCUCACGAUCGACUACCUGAAGGCCCUGAACCCUGGCAUCAGCUGCCCGAACCUCGACACCAGCAAGUUUUACUGUGUGAUCUGUACAGUCAAUGGGGAGCCCAAGACCACCACCACCACUACCACCGUGCCGACCGCCACUAAUGAGCCCGCCAUGCCGGGCAUCUUCGACGACUGCGACGGCUUCUACAAGGUGUCACCAGGAGACCAAUGCGACACCAUUGCUACCGAACACGGGAUCAGCAAAGCCCAAUUUAUGGAGUGGAACACCUCGGUCGACGACCGUAAGCCCACUCGUUCCCCUGGGUCUCACUCCUUUAAUCUCCCUUUCCCAUGCAAAGACAGACCCCUCUUAGCACGGCACAAGUCUAACCAACGCUCUCCCGUUCUCCAAACCACAGAAUGCUCCAACCUCUGGCUUGACUACUAG
Penicillium antarcticum is the source of this 645-nucleotide messenger RNA. RefSeq names its product LysM peptidoglycan-binding domain-containing protein. The transcript has a single exon. The coding region runs from base 1 to 645 and encodes 214 amino acids. The record is from RefSeq and is a predicted model, not a curated record. NCBI's taxonomy places the organism in Eukaryota, Fungi, Ascomycota, Eurotiomycetes, Eurotiales, Aspergillaceae.